This is a messenger RNA of Notodromas monacha, 2272 nucleotides long. The record is from the annotation of a GenBank genome assembly. NCBI's taxonomy places the organism in Eukaryota, Metazoa, Arthropoda, Ostracoda, Podocopida, Cyprididae.
GUUUUCCUCUGGACGCCCAUGUUGAGUGCUGGGGCGCCGCCUUUGGGCUUUGUCUUUGCGGCUUACAUGGUGUGUGUGAUGCUUGGGUCGUCCGUAUUCCGCAUCGGCUUUUCGGACGGCCUGUCGAAAUCGUCCGACGCCUUGCAGCUCGCCGGUGUGCUCUUGUGCGUGUCCACGGCAGUGACAUCUGUGAUCGAAGGAGAUUACUUGUUCACGUUCUCGACGGAAAUCAAAUACACUGCAGCGUUUUUCAUGUUCCUCUUGCUGGAGAUCUCGGUCGGGAUUUAUUUCCCCGCGAUUUCGACGCUGAGAAGCCACGUCGUUCCGGAAUCACACAGGGCUGGGAUUAUGAACUGGUUCCGAGUCCCCAUGAACAUAGUCACAUGCUUCAGCUUGAUCCUGGCCAAAAAGAGCAACGCUCACAAGGUGUUUGCUGGCUGUGCACUGUUGGCUGUCCUUUGCAUCCUGGCUGCUCGUUCCUUACACCGGCGGCUGUUCGGUAAACAAUACUCGCCUUUGCCCGAGGCCAUUGAAGUUAAGGAGUCUGCCUAGGACUUCAUUUCUUUUUUGUUUCGCAAUAAUCCCGACUAUAUCCUGUGCCUUUUUUAAAAUACCUCUCUCUUCUAUUUUUUUUUUUUCCUCUUUGUUUUCCGCCUACAUCCGCGUAGAUUUGGAGCAGAGGCGAAAGGUUUUGGGAAAAUCGUCUUACGGACGUUUAGAUGAGAAGCAUGUAGCACCGGCGAAAGGGGAAAGCGGUUUUUGAGAAUUCAGUGAUUUUCUGUGGUACAGGUAAAACUUGAUGUUUCUGAGGUAUUCUCAGUUUGUGUGGUCUGUGUAGAAGCACUCGCCGAAUAUCGGGUUCCAGCGAAUUUUUAGACUUCAUACAUGAAGCGCAGCAGCAGUCAUUUUUAACAUGCUUUCUAUUCUAACAAUUCGCGGUAAAAAAGUAAACCAGGGUCACCGUACCCGUGGUCCGCAAAAAUUUGUUCUUCAGCAUCAUAAAUUUAUAAAAAAAAAAGUAGAAAUGACGUUUAUGUUAAUCAUUUUGACGUGAAAUUUCGGAAAGACAAUGGCAGCUUAAAUUAUCUGAUGAAAAAUAAAAAAGCUGGCUUUUCUCCUGAUAACACUUCAGACAAUUUUUGCCUGCUGAAAUAAAUUACAGUAUUUUAAUUUCUCAUCCCUAGGAAACUUUUUCCUCUUUUUUUAAUUUUUUGAAAAUAUUCCACUAGAGCUGCUUCAUUUGUUUGUAACUCAAUUUUUGCAAAAUGCAGAAACAUUUCAAAUGACUGCAAUGAAGUCUUUUGAACAAGAAUUUUUGGGUCUGCGAAAGUUUAUGUGAAACGUUGUUGGUCCUCAAUUUAAUUGGUUGUAAUUCAAUUUAAAGAUGAGUUUUUUUUUUCAAAUAAAAUUUAGUUUACAUUUUAUUGACUUUUACCUUUUUUAAGUGCUUUUUAAAUAUUUUAGAAAAAACCCCAGUUCUUCAAACUGCUUUUUGACUUCAGUUAAAUGCAAUCGUUUAUUCGUUUUUCGAUAAUGUAAAACAUACAAUUUCCGAAAAAUGUUGUGUUUGCAAGUUAUAUUUUUUAGGUGCAAAGGCCAGCGUAAUCUAAAAUUGGAAUUUCAGAGUGUUCUUAAAAAACCGUGGUGACAGCCAAUUUUCUGAGGAUAUUAUUUUACACCCAAUUUGAAUUAUUUGGGAAUAUUUUGUUGACAUACCGUAUUUAAUCCAUAACCGGAUUUUUUCGCUUUAUGUGUAUCAUGCCAAAAAUUGUGAAACGGGGGCUGAUUUGAGAGUGAGAAGCCCAAUAACACUUGGGAUACCAUGAAGAAAAUGGUUGCCUUGACAUUCAAAAGUUCAACAUGGAUACUCAAAAUCAUGUGGGAAACAUUUUUGCAGUGACUCUUUUUUUUUGUGUCUUCAUGCACGUUUGCUUGGGUGAUACAUUUUCGUCGAGGAGACGAAAGAAAAUACGGUUAUUGCUUAUUCUUGUGAUAGAAAAACUGUGUGAACGGCCAGUGUUUUUUUUUUUUCUUUCACACGGUGUGGAAAUUCUUGGUGCCUUAUGACAUUCCGCGAUCGCGAGGAAAUUUUUUUUGUUUAAAAUUUGAAAGCACCGAAUUUUUCUUUGUAAGUUUAAAGAUUUCUUUUUGCUGUUCAUUUUUUCGUUGGAGAAAAUUCCGUCUUCUUUUUUGGUGCAAGAAAGAGUGUUCGGUUGCUCGGAAGAGUUGUGGUGUCAUCAGUGAAGUAUUGAAAGCAAUUCGGUCUCAAACA